CCCAUAAAGAAAACAGGCUGACACGCAAACGACACAGACACAGAUAAGCUGUCACCGUUCUAGAGAGAGAGAAAGUAAGAGAGAGAAAUCGAGAGAUGGACUUGUACGGAGCGAAGAGCACGAAGGACGAUUAUGCGGUUGACCUAGAGGCCGGAGAUUUGCUGUACCCUGGGAUCGGCUACGGCGAGAAUCAGCUCCGAUGGGGAUUCAUUCGCAAAGUCUACGGCAUCCUUGCCGCUCAGAUCGUCCUCACCACCCUCGUCUCUGCCUUAAUUGUGCUUUAUGAUCCCAUCAACCAACUUCUCCGCGGCAAUUCCAUCCUUUUGCUGUUCCUCUGCUUUCUCCCCUUCGUCCUUUUGUGGCCGUUGCACGUGUAUCAGCAAAAGCAUCCACUGAAUUUUGUUUUCCUUGGGCUUUUUACUGCUUCUCUAAGUCUGACAGUUGGAGUAAGCUGUGCUAAUACUGAUGGGAGAAUUGUGCUUGAAGCUCUGAUCUUGACAUCAGCCGUAGUUGUAGGCUUGACUGGAUACACUUUCUGGGCUGCCAAGAAGGGCAAAGAUUUUAGUUUCCUUGGACCAAUCUUGUUCACCAGCCUUGUAGUACUCCUACUGACUAGCUUUCUCCAGAUGUUCUUCCCACUGGGAUCAACUUCUACUGCUGUUUUCAGUGCAUUUGGUGCUAUAGUUUUCUCUGGAUACGUAGUUUAUGACACGGAGAACCUAAUCAAGCGUUUCACAUAUGAUGAGUAUAUCUGGGCAUCGGUCAACCUUUACCUGGACAUCCUCAACCUGUUCCUUACCAUCCUGCAAAUGCUCAGACAGGGUGACAACUAGGUGUACAGGUGUUAUGACCUUGAUCAUAUAAGUUUGCUUGGGGAUCAACCUAUAGUACCAUUUUAUUUCCUGUUUGUCCUCGUGGUUCUGACCUAAAAGUUUUAAGCAGUUCGUAAUUUUUGCUAAAUACUAAAUGCCCUUCUAAAAGAGUAAGACAUCUUUUUUUUUUCCUUGAAUCCUCGCAUUUGCAACUGUCAGGCUUAGGAUUCGAACCUUGAACUCUGAAACUCCCUUGUGCAAAGUUUUAUGUAUAAGGAUAAUAUUAUAUCAGCCGCUGCCUUAUUUUCUAAGGUUCCACGGA
Molecule: messenger RNA, 1134 nt
Organism: Coffea eugenioides
Lineage: Eukaryota; Viridiplantae; Streptophyta; Magnoliopsida; Gentianales; Rubiaceae
Product: BI1-like protein
Exons: 4
Coding region: 96-833 (245 amino acids)
Cellular component (GO): membrane
Source: RefSeq, a predicted model, not a curated record